AAAUUAGAAAGAGCGGGAGUGGGUGCAGAAUUCGAUCGACGGCCGGAGUGACCUGAGAAAUUGGGAGGAGACCGGCGGGAAAGGGAAACCUAUAAAUAAGAAAGUGUCGCCAGUCUUGAUCGUGUUGGCCGGCGUCGCAAUCGGAAAGGAGAGGGGAUGCCAUGCCAUGCCGGUUGGGAAGUAUUACUGCGACUACUGCGACAAGCAGUUCCAGGACACCCAUUUUUCCAGAAAGCGCCAUCUUCAGGGCCUUCAGCAUCUCCGCGCCCGAGCUCUUUGGUACGACUCCAUUCGCUCCUCCUCAUCAUCAGAGUCGACCCAGACCUACGCGGAAGGAAUCCUCAAAGGAGCCUGCAAUCGCUUCCUCAAAACGGGUUUUUGCCCAUAUGGUGAUUCCUGCAAAUAUGUCCAUCCCAAGAACAUUCGAGGUCCGAACAGUCAGCUUCCACCGGAAAACAAGCAGGCAGCAAUGAUCUUGGGGAGUCAGUUGGCUGCAGGAGCCUUGUCCCAAGGUGAUGUGGUCACAAAUAUUAUGGGGAUCGCGUGGGGCAAUCUUCCACCAUCACUGAAGCCUCCCCCGGAGGGUGGAUAUCCACCAUUGCCCUUCCUGGACUGGGGUUAAGUCCAAUUAUCUCAAGUCGCUUCCCCAAGAUAAUACCAUAUAUUGAUUCCUGUGAUCGCGUGACCUUACUUACUAUAAGCAAGCAAGCAGCUCGUGAAAGAUCUCAAAAGUAUGUCUUUUCAGGGUUGUAUGUACUGUGUUCAUCUUAAGAUCUGACAUGAAUUAUUUGAGUUAAGCUAGCGCUCUUUCUAUGAUAUUGUUGAGGGCCGCACAAACAAAUGCUUUUCGAUCUUUUGAGCAUUGAUAUAUGAUCUCUUUUAUUUUAUUUUCUUUU
Messenger RNA from Punica granatum (pomegranate), 896 nucleotides. The record is from RefSeq and is a predicted model, not a curated record. Lineage: Eukaryota; Viridiplantae; Streptophyta; Magnoliopsida; Myrtales; Lythraceae.